Erigeron canadensis is the source of this 1513-nucleotide messenger RNA. RefSeq lists its product as uncharacterized. The record is from RefSeq and is a predicted model, not a curated record. The transcript has 9 exons. NCBI's taxonomy places the organism in Eukaryota, Viridiplantae, Streptophyta, Magnoliopsida, Asterales, Asteraceae. Gene Ontology annotation, cellular component: membrane. The coding region runs from base 368 to 1276 and encodes 302 amino acids.
ACCACAAUACAAAACAGAGCUCUCUCUGUUUCCUAAACCAUAAUCUUUCUCAUAUAAAAACACCUUUAAAGCAGAAAGCUUAUGCUCCAAGCACAUCAUCCCUCUCCCACCCUUUUUUUCAGUUAUUAGUAUUUUUUUUAUAUAUAAAUCUUGAAGAGGGUACAUUACACUGUUUUAAAAUAAUAUAAAUACAAAAAAUUAUCUGAACCAAAGAAGCAAAGCAUCUCUAGUUAUUCUUGCAUCCCUCCUUGCUUUCUCUUGAGGGUCAAAGAACACUUGGCAGCCAUCUUUGGGGCAAGAUACAACAACCUCAAAUUAUUGGUUAAACUGGAGAGUGUUUUUAAUAUGUAUAUGGAUAUUGACUGCAAUGGGUAUGGCUUGUUAUCUCAUUACGAAAUACGAAGGACCCGUGAGUCGAAAAUUUAGAAGAAGAGAAGAAGAAGAAGGUAAUGAUAAUAAUGAUGAUUAUGGAGGGGUGUUAUAUGAUGAUGAAUUAUGGAAGCCAUGCUUGACAGGAAUCCAUCCAGCUUGGUUAAUGACAUUCAGAAUAUUUGCAUUUUUUGUGCUAUUGAUUCUUAUUAUCCUAAAUGCCAUUGUUGAUGGAGGCAGCAUUUUUUACUACUACACUCAAUGGACUUUUACAUUGAUUACUAUAUAUUUCGCGAUCGGAUCAUUGUUGUCAAUUUAUGGCUGCAACCAAUAUCGUAACAAAGUUGGUGGUGACAGAAGUGAGGAAUUCGACGAAGAGCAUGCUGAAAUUAGCAGUUUGCCAAAUGGUUCCAAAUUUGCAGGCCCAAAUGAUCAAAGAUACCCUCGCCAAGUCGCUGGCUUUUGGGGUUACACUUUUCAGAUCAUAUUUCAGAUGCAGGCAGGCGCAGUUGUGCUUACCGACUGUGUUUUCUGGUUUAUCAUAGUCCCAUUUCUUGCCAUUAAAGACUAUAACUUGAAUUUUUUCAUAAUAAAUAUGCAUUCGAUCAAUGCUGUGUUUUUGCUUGGUGACACUGCGUUGAACAGCAUGCGUUUCCCCUGGUUUCGAAUCGCAUACUUUGUCCUUUGGACUUGCGUUUUUGUUGUUUUCCAGUGGAUCGUUCAUGCAUGCAUAUACAUCUGGUGGCCUUAUCCGUUUCUUGAUCUCUCGUCUCCAUUCUCUCCGUUAUGGUACUUAACAGUGGCGUUAUUGCAAGUGCCAUGUUAUGGAAUUUUUGUACUAGUGAUAAAACUAAAACAUUGUCUAUUGUCAAAAUGGUUCCCCGAUUCUACCCGAUUCGUUCUAUAAUUUACCUGAAUAACCGUGGUUUGACUUUCUAAAAAAGGAAAGUCUUCUUUCUAAAGACGAUGGCGAAUUAUUAUUAGAGAUUGAUGGAACUCCAAGAUUUUCAUGUGAGCCUGAUAAAGUUGUUAGAAUGUUAAUAGCAUUCCUAGAAAGUUUGGAAUAUAAUUGUUUGCUGUAAUUAUACGUUAUUAUACACAAGUUUGGAGCAUUAUAGAAGGCAUGUUUCUUGAUCCUUUUCAU